AUGUUUCUCUGGUAUUCGAUGAAUACAGCUGCUGACGGCCUACAGCUGUAUAAGGUGCGCAUCCCGACCCACGUCAAGCACGGCGAAGACGUGAACCUGGCCUGCCUGUACGACCUGGAGGGCAAGGACCUCUACUCCAUCAAGUGGUACAAGGACGGAAAGGAGUUUUAUAGAUACGAGCCAACCACGGGACAGCCAAAGAAGAGCUUCCCGCAACCGGGCAUCAAGGUCAAUCUGGCCGCCUCGAACGAGACGCACGUGCGGCUGGAGCAGACCACUCUACGCUACUCGGGCCGCUACAUGUGCGAGAUCUCCACCGAGGCGCCCAACUUCGCCACCGAGCAGGGCAAGGGACAAGUGCACGUCGUAGCGUUCCCAGCCGCCGGCCCGGCCAUCACCGGCGGCAAGACCCGCUACCAGGUGGGCGACCGGGUCAAGGUCAACUGCACCUCGCACAGGAGCAUGCCUGCCGCCAAUCUGACCUGGUUCAUCAACAACGAGGAGGCGGCGCUGGAGCACCUGAAGCUGUGGCCGCCCACCAUCCACGAGGACGGCCUGGAGUCGGUGACGGCCGGCCUCCAUUUCCGGGUGCGGCCACACCACUUCCAGCGCGGCAACAUCAAGCUCAAGUGCACGGCGCAGAUCGACCUGGUGCAGCCGCUGUACUGGCAGAGCCGCGAGGCCAGCGCCGUCGGCGACCGGCCGCCAGAGGUGUCGCACGUGCUCGACAGCACCGCCACCAACCGGAAAAGUUCGGGCUGCCCGCUGUGCCACGAGAUCGCCAACUGGGUGAUCCUGGUGGUGAGCGUAAUCCUGUCCCGAUGAGGCGCCGCUGCCAGCGCAGCCCGACCGGCGGCG
Messenger RNA from Pollicipes pollicipes, 858 nucleotides. RefSeq lists its product as uncharacterized. Lineage: Eukaryota; Metazoa; Arthropoda; Thecostraca; Pollicipedomorpha; Pollicipedidae. The transcript is spliced from 6 exons. The coding region runs from base 1 to 825 and encodes 274 amino acids. The record is from RefSeq and is a predicted model, not a curated record.